AUGGCCUCUCACGAUGCCUCCGCGGUGCAGCCGGACAUCAAAAAUGCUCUACACACCAAGCAGGCCGAUAUCGAGCAGGGCCAUGUUCCGGAGUCUAACCCGGGCGAGCUGAAGAGGAAGCUCAAAAGCCGGCAUCUCCAAAUGAUUGCAAUCGGUAAGGUGUCAAAGCGAAAGCAGAACACGUCAAACCUAACCUGGCCAGGAUUAUUUAUUUCUAGCGGCACCGCCAUUGCAUACUCUGGUCCCGCCGGCGCGUUGAUCGCCUACAUUUUCGUCGGAACCAUCGUCUAUUCGGUCAUGAGCUCCCUGGGUGAAGUCGCAACUUACAUUCCGAUUCCCGGUGCAUUCACCUCGUACGCGGCACGACUGAUCGACCCCAGUCUUGGAUUCUCUAUGGGUUGGAUCUACUGGUUCAAUUGGGCCUCGACGUUUGCCGUCGAGCUAACUGCCACGGGAACCAUCAUUCAAUACUGGGAUCCAACUUUGAAUAUUGCGAUUUUCAUCGGCGUGUUUUGGGUGCUGAUCACCGCAUUGAACUUCCUACCUGUGAACUUCUACGGCGAAUUGGAGUUCUGGUUCUCAACCAUCAAAGUGGCUACCGUCAUUGGGUUCAUGAUCUUUGCUAUCUGCGUGGACUGUGGAGUGGGACGGCAAGGGUACCUUGGUUUUCAAAACUGGAAACAGCCGGGGGCUUUUGCUACACACAUCAUCGAUGAUCCCCCAUCUGUCGGUAAGUUUAUUGGUUUCUGGACAGUGCUGAUUCAGGCCGGGUUCUCCUAUCAAGGCACCGAGCUGGUUGGUGUGGCAGCUGGCGAGACCGAGAAUCCACAAAAGACCGUUCCAUCAGCUAUCCGCAAGACCUUCAUUCGCAUUCUUCUGUUUUUCGUCUUGACCAUCUUCUUUAUUGGACUGGUGGUGCCCUCGGACCACGAUCAUCUCGCCACGGCCACCACGAAUGCAUCCUCCUCUCCUAUGGUCAUCGCGGCGAAGUUGGCGGGGGUCAAGGUACUUCCAAGCUUGAUCAAUGCCGUGCUGUUGACUGUGGUAUUAUCUGCAGCCAAUUCAAAUGUCUAUAGUGGCAGUCGGGUCUUGACGGGGCUCGCGCAUGAGGGCUUCGCGCCGCCAUGUUUUGCCUGGGUGACGCAACAAGGCGUUCCGUACGUCAGUGUUUCAUUCACUGCUGCCUUUGGUUUGCUGGGAUUCAUGAAUGUCUCCAAUCAAGCAGGGCAAGUAUUCAAUUGGCUGGUCAAUCUGUCGAGUGUGGCAGGAUUCGUAACGUGGUCUUCUAUCAACGCAUGCCAUAUUGCUUUUAUGCGUGCACUGGCAGCACGAGGCAUUUCCCGUGAUACACUCCCUUACAAAGCCAUCUUGCAACCAUAUCUAGCAUGGUAUGGUCUGUUUUUCAAUGUCCUCAUUGCUCUGACCCAAGGAUUUGGGUCCUUCAUCCCGCAUUUCCGCGCCUCGGACUUUUUCGUGGCCUACAUCUGCCCCAUCGUCUUCGUUGUUCUCUAUGUUACACACAAAGUUAUUGUUCGACCACAAUUUGUUCGGGCCUCGGAGGCCGAUAUCGACACCGGUCGACUUCACUAUGAAAAAGACGUGACGCCUCCAAAGUCGUGGUAUUGGAGAGUCUGGGGCUGGGUAACGAAAUAG
Molecule: messenger RNA, 1653 nt
Organism: Penicillium alfredii
Lineage: Eukaryota; Fungi; Ascomycota; Eurotiomycetes; Eurotiales; Aspergillaceae
Exons: 2
Coding region: 1-1653 (550 amino acids)
Biological process (GO): amino acid transmembrane transport
Cellular component (GO): membrane
Molecular function (GO): amino acid transmembrane transporter activity
Source: RefSeq, a predicted model, not a curated record